Molecule: messenger RNA, 1930 nt
Organism: Rubroshorea leprosula
Lineage: Eukaryota; Viridiplantae; Streptophyta; Magnoliopsida; Malvales; Dipterocarpaceae
Source: the annotation of a GenBank genome assembly
GAAAGGAUUUAAUUUGAAGAAAUCCUAAUUUUUAGAAGUAAAUUGAAGAGAUUAGAGACUUGAGGAUCAACUUGUGCAGAAUCUAGAAGUCAGGAACCAAAUCUGCUAUUUUACCAUUGAAGAAAUUACAAAAGGAGACCAAAAACCCGACACGGGUGUAGUGUCGACACGUAACCGAGGUGUCGACACCAUGCGCUAAGCGUCCAGAAUCAGAUUCUGUUUCCUAUUUUGUGUCAACACGUAAUUCGAAGUGUCAGCACCACGCGAUCAGCAUCUAAAAUUCAGUUUCCUAUUUCUAUUCCAAGAAUGGAUUUAAUUGGAAGAAAUCCUAGUUUUUAGAAGUAAAUUGAAGAGAUCAGAGACUUGAGGAUCAACUUGUGCAGAAUCCAGAAGUCAGGAACCAAAUCUGCUAUUUUACCAUUCAAGAAAUUGCAAAAGGAGACCAAAAACCCGACACGGGUGUAGUGUCGACACGUAACCGAGAAUGAGAAGAAGAAACUUCGAAACCUUCUUCUUCUUCCUCAUCAAUCUUUGUUUCUCUCUCUCCCCAAGCAGCCUUCUUCCUUCUCAGCCGACAGCCACCUUCUGCUUCUUUCUCCGAUCACCAUCACCACCAUCCUCUUACCGAUUUCAUCAUCGCCAUAGUCGGCAACCACCUCCUUCCUUAACCACAGCCGGCAACCACCUCCCUUCUUCAAACCCGCUGGCAACCCUCUCCUUCUCCCAUCACGAUCAAGCACCUCUUCCAUACCCAAAAUCUCUUCGGACCAUAACUUCUCUUUCUUCCUCCGGUUUCCUCUUCUUCCUCCUUGAACAGCCGACAGCCACUCCUCAAGAAAGAAAGUCACCGUCGACCUUCUACCUCUCCCUCCUUUUUCCUCUCCUUUCCUUCUCUCAGCUGCUCCCUCGCACGACGGUAUUUUUAGCCGAACUUCAAACCCAGAAUCGGAUAGAUCCUCUAAAGCCUUCGUCGAGCGCUUCCACAGAGCCUUCCACGCGGAUUGUUCCGGCUUUGUAAAUUUCUGCCAAGGAGAUUUUGUGUUGUUUUUCGAAGGACAGAAGAUCUAAGGCUCGCCAAAUGUCGUAGCCGAACUCAUCAAUCAGAUCCAUGCCGGCGAGUAAGCAUCGGAAUUGAAAAGGGGAGAGCUAGCUUUGUAUAUUGGUGACGGAGGUGAUGUACACGCGAAGCUCCGGCGACUCAGCCAGAUCUUUAUCGUCAUCCAACUGAAACAGAUCUGCAAACCAAAUCUAUGCCAGCUACAGAUCACGAGUGGGUGACGACAAGAUGAAUUGGGCAUAGAUGAAGGCCCAAAUACAUCUUGCAAGGGUAAAGAUCGGCGAGGCCCAAGUGCAUUUCGCAGAUUCUGGUAGAAGAUAAAGAUCGGAGAAGCCCAAAAGCCAUGGAUCCAAAUGGCCCGGAGAGUUAUUUCUGGAAUGUUCCUUUUAGGGUUUCAUUGUUUAGAUAUAAAUAGAGGGCUUUAGGUUAGAAAUAGGGGGUUCUUUUGGUUGAGUCUGGUGUUGACGGCGGAGUAAAAGGGGGGGUUCUUUUGGUUUUGAGUGUGGUGUUGACGGCGGAGUAAAGGAGGGAUUUUUCUGCUGGAAGGAGUCUGUUUUGUGAAAGGAGAUUGUUGAGGUUGCAAGAGGGAUUCCAUUUUCUGGAGUUGUCAUCUUUAGGUAUAGCCCUGAACAUAGGAUUUUUGUUAAGAAAAUGGUGAAGGAGAUGGUGGAAGCUUGAUCCCGUGGGUGGGUUUCUUCCAUCAGAUCUAGAUCUGUUUUUCUCUCAAAAAAUAUCUGCCCUCUUUGUUCUUAUUUUGUGGGUGUUUGGUUUUUUUUUUAAGAUCUGAUGUUAAGAUUGUACGUGUUUCAUUGGACAAUGAAUGAAAAAAAAAAAAUUAUUCGGUUUAUUUUUUAAUGAAUGUGUUUAUCUUUU